AUGCCCUCAUUUACGAGUUGUAUUCUUAACUUCGGCAUCUCCAAGGCGGUCUACCAGAUUACACCAAUCACCGGAUACAAAGCAAAUCUCACCGCCCAACUCUACUCACCAGCUGGAAAGAGAGGAUCCUGUGUGGGCUUCAAAAAUGCGAUGAGUUUGGAUUUACUUUGCAUUAAACUCCCACCUCGGCAACGGUUCGCAAGAAUAUCCUUCAUCGCCGCCCGAAGACCUCGUCGAGCUGUUAUCCUGAACAGCAAUCACUUCCCUUCCGGCUUGCUCAAGACGGGAGGAUUGGAAACAUCUGAGAAUCCUCAUUGGUAUAUAAGGCUGCUAGAAUGUGUGAUCGAUGAAACAAUUUCAGGCAACAAGGAACUCUUAUAG
Puccinia graminis f. sp. tritici CRL 75-36-700-3 is the source of this 381-nucleotide messenger RNA. RefSeq lists its product as uncharacterized. Lineage: Eukaryota; Fungi; Basidiomycota; Pucciniomycetes; Pucciniales; Pucciniaceae. The record is from RefSeq and is a predicted model, not a curated record. The coding region runs from base 1 to 381 and encodes 126 amino acids. The transcript is spliced from 4 exons.